CAUAUGUGGACAGAGAGCAACGGAGUUAUUUUGAUGUUACAUCUGACCACGCCGUGCAAAUAUCUUCAUCCCAUCUACAUCUCAGAUUACUCCAAUGAGUGUCCAAAUGUACCAAUCGCACUCAGAAGUCGCCGCCCAAGUGGCAUCUCUUCCUCCGCCACCACAGCUACUCCUCUUUGGAGACUCUAUCACACAGGGUGCCUCCUCACUACAGAGUGAGCUGGCGAGACGGUAUGUGCGCCGGCUCGAUGUACUGAACCGCGGUUUUGGUGGGUACAAUACCAAGUCAGCUUUGACUCUCCUACCGUCGUUCUUCCCAGCAGUGGCCCCCUCGAGAACUGUUCCUCGUGUUGCUGCUAUAACGGUACAUUUUGGCGCCAACGACUCCUGUAGCGCCAGCGAGCCUCAACAUUGCGACCUCGAAACGUUCAAAUCAAACAUCAGACGUGUUUUAGACUGGGAGGGCGUUAGGCUCCAUAGGACCAAAGUCCUUCUUGUGACGCCCUCUCCCGUGGAAGAGUAUCGUCUGCCACAUGACGGAAAAGGCAGGGCAGAGAGAGUGGCCAUGUACGCUCAAGCAAUUCGGGACAUUGGGAAGAAAGAGAAUGUGCCUGUCGUUGACCUCUGGACUGCUAUGAUGCGUACCACUGGUUGGAAAGAUGACGGAGUUGAUGCCAUAUUGCCUGGGUCUUCAAGUAUAUCCCCCAGCAUGGAACUUGGGCGACUUUUCUACGAUGGUCUUCACUUGAACCAGGAAGGCUAUGAUAUCUACACGCGGGAACUUAUACGUGUUUUAGAAGCGGAAAUUCCAGAAUGUCAGAUACAGGGGACCAACGAGUGGUAUCCUGAAUGGAUUAGGUUUCAUCCACCUACAGAAACGAGAGAAGAGCCAAACGGCUUCUGAGUUGGUUGAAGGAGGCUGAGAGACUGAGGUUCAGGUACCAUGCGACUUUUCAUUGUAUCCCUUACAGAAAGCUCGAGUAAACA
Fusarium redolens is the source of this 987-nucleotide messenger RNA. RefSeq names its product SGNH hydrolase-type esterase domain-containing protein. The record is from RefSeq and is a predicted model, not a curated record. The transcript has a single exon. Bases 95 to 904 code for a protein of 269 amino acids. Lineage: Eukaryota; Fungi; Ascomycota; Sordariomycetes; Hypocreales; Nectriaceae.